Messenger RNA from Astyanax mexicanus (Mexican tetra), 2613 nucleotides. It is a transcript of the gene irg1l, whose product is annotated as immunoresponsive gene 1, like. The record is from RefSeq and is a predicted model, not a curated record. The coding region runs from base 495 to 1997 and encodes 500 amino acids. Gene Ontology annotation, molecular function: lyase activity. Lineage: Eukaryota; Metazoa; Chordata; Actinopteri; Characiformes; Acestrorhamphidae. The transcript is spliced from 6 exons.
GGCAACUUACCUGGUGAAGCUCCUUGAUCUAAAGUGUUGGGUUGCAGCAGAAGGAUGCUCUAUGUUUAUAGGAAAUGUGCUUCUGUGGAGGAGGCGGAGCCACGAAACUACACACCAUCCCACGCCUCGUCUCCAGGGAUGACAUAACUGGCCCCACUCUAGAACAAUCAGCUUCCUGCUUUGAUGAUGAGAAAUCCCACCCAAGAUGCUAAAAAAAGCAAUGCUCUGGAAGUUUCGGCCCCAACUUCCUUCUGGGGUUGUAUUAUCAGCCUUUCAGAGGGCCACACUAUAAAAGACUCACCUGAGCAACAGGAGCAUCAUCCUGCAACUCCAGCAGAGAGAGACUGAGACGAAAAAGAGAGACUGAGAGGAUCAAGAACGAGAACGAGAAAGAAAACUUGACCAACUUCAACCUUCAAGCAACAUUUCAACCACAACCUCAACCUCAACCUCAACCUUAACCUCAACCUUAACCUCAACCACACGAAGACAACAUGCUCUCCAACGUACAGAAAUCCUUCAGACCCCUGAGCAGCAACCUGACCAUGGUCAGAGGACUCCAUAAAUCAGCGCUGGACGUGAUUGAGCGCCCAGCCCCGGAGGAAACCGUGACCAGCAGCUUUGGCAGGUUCAUCCAGGGCGUGCAGCCAAGCCAUCUUUCACCUAAGGUGAUCCAGCGCAGCAAGAGGAUGGUGCUGGACAGCAUGGGUGUCGGGCUGCUGGGCAGCACCACUGAAGUCUUUGACCUGGCUCUUCAGCACUGCCAGCACAUGUAUGCACCCGAUGACAUCAGCUUUGUUUACGGGCGCAAUGGCACCAAGCUCUCGCCAACCCUGGCUGCUUUUGUCAAUGGAGUAGCGGUUCAUUCCAUGGACUUUGAUGACACCUGGCACCCUGCGACCCACCCCUCUGGAGCCGUGCUUCCUGCCCUCCUUGCCAUCAGCGACAUGCUGCCCAAAAACAGCAAGCCACGUGGUGUGGACCUACUGCUGGCCUUCAACGUGGGCAUCGAAAUUCAGGGUCGCCUCCUGAGGUUCUCGAAUGAAGCCCGUAACAUUCCUAAAAGGUUUCAUCCUCCAACUGUCGUAGGCACCAUGGGCAGUGCCGCCGCCUGUGCCCGCCUCCUUUCCUUGGACCCGACUCAGUGCAGUAAUGCCCUGGCAAUCGCAGCUUCCCUCUCGGGUGCGCCAAUGGCGAACGCAGCCACUCAAUCCAAACCCCUCCACAUCGGCAACGCAUCUCGCCUGGGUCUUGAAGCUGCCCUCCUGGCCUCUAGGGGUCUUGAAGCCAGUCCUCUGAUUCUGGACGCCGUGCCCGGGGUCGCUGGCUUCAGUGCUUUCUACGAAGACUACGCUCCUCAACCUCUUCCAUCUCCAGAGGAAGUGGAGAUGCACAGCUUCCUGUUAGAAGAGCAGGACAUGGCCUUUAAGCGAUUCCCAGCUCACCUCGGCAUGCACUGGGUGGCUGAUGCUGCUGCCACUGUCCACAAGGCCCUGAUGGACCUUCCCAUAAGAAGCAUCUCCCCAAACAUGGUGCAGGACAUCCUGCUGAGGGUACCGCACUCCAAAUACAUCAACCGACCCUACCCAGAGUCCGAGCACCAGGCGCGCCAUUCCUUCCAGUUCAACGCCUGCACCGCCCUGCUGGAUGGGGAGGUGACGGUGCAGUCCUUCCAGAAUGAGGCGGUCCUGCGUCCUGAGCUCUACGAGCUUCUGUCUCGCGUCAGAGUGGAGCAUCCUCAAGACAACCCGGCCAACUUCAACCGCAUGUACGCCGAGGUGGAGGUGACCCUGGUGAGCGGAGACGUGUUCAGAGGGCGAUGCGAUACCUUCUACGGCCACUGGAGGAACCCUCUCAGUGAGGAGAGCCUGAAGAAGAAGUUCCGCAACAACGCCGGCGCAGUGCUCACCCCCGACAGGGUGGACGCUCUGGUUCAGGCUGUGGACGAGCUGGAGUACCUGGAUGACUGCACACCACUGCUGACUCCACUGCAGUAAAACAUCACAACAACCCAACAACUUUAACAACCCCAGCCAUUUAUUAUUUUUUUAUUUACUGUACUUUCGCUUGAAGGACUUUUAUUUUGCUUUCCUCCCAAAUACUGAAAUACUGAAAUGAACUGUGAUUUACAAUGUAAACUUUAAAAGGAUUUAUUUACUAAAUUAAUAAUUCAUUGCUUAAAUUUAAAUUUAAAUUUUAAUUUAAGUUUAAAAUGUUUUUUUUCUGUUUCUUUUUCUGUUCCUAAUGAAGGAUACUAGAAGUGUAGCUAUCUGCAGCUAUUUUUCUGUUUCUUUUUGUUGUUGUUAUUAUUGUUAAUAAUAAUGAUAAUAAUCGACAAGUCAUACAAGUAACUGAUACAGUACCGUAUUUACUGGGAGGGAACAAAAGUGUAAAUGUAAAUAUACUGAAUGCUAUUUAAAUGUUAAAAUGUUGUAAUUAAUAAAUAUAUAAUUAUUUAGCUCUCAUCAGGAGCUCUUUAUAUAUUAUGUGUAUAAAUUUAAUAUUAUGUAAUUAUUAAUGUACUUGUGUGUGUGUGACAGCAGUGUGAUUAAGGCUACUUUUUAAUGAGCCAGAAUAAAAACACUAAAUAAAAUUAUUCAUUCAUUAAUUAUC